Molecule: messenger RNA, 1176 nt
Organism: Cucumis melo (muskmelon)
Lineage: Eukaryota; Viridiplantae; Streptophyta; Magnoliopsida; Cucurbitales; Cucurbitaceae
Product: dof zinc finger protein DOF5.3-like
Exons: 2
Coding region: 219-1019 (266 amino acids)
Biological process (GO): regulation of DNA-templated transcription
Molecular function (GO): DNA binding; DNA-binding transcription factor activity
Source: RefSeq, a predicted model, not a curated record
UUGUCCGACAAUUUCUUAACUUACAAAUCUCUCUCUCUCUCCCCUAACUUGGUCAUUUCCUAUUGCUUUCAUCCCUCUAUAUAUUUCCUUCCUUUGCCCCAUCCUUAACAAACCCCUCUCUCUCCAUUUCUCUAUAUUUCUCAAUCUCUCUCUCUCUAGCUAAGAGUAAGACACGUCUCUGUCUUCAACUUCAUCAUCCAUUCUGCUGGUUUUUAUGAAUGGAUCAUUCAAGUGGACAACACCAAGAAACUCAAGCACAACCAUUGGAGAACAUGUUGGCUAUUUCAUGUCCUAAAGUACAGCAAGAAAACAGGAAGCCAAUGAGGCCACAACCAGAGCAAGCUCUGAGAUGCCCGAGAUGUGAUUCAACUAAUACCAAGUUCUGUUACUACAAUAACUACAGUCUUUCCCAGCCAAGGUAUUUUUGUAAGUCUUGUAGAAGAUAUUGGACCAAAGGGGGUACUCUAAGAAAUGUUCCUGUGGGUGGUGGAUGUAGGAAGAACAAAAGACCAUCACCUUCUACUUCUUCUUCUUCAUCUCCUUCUUCAAAGAGAUCGCAUGAUCAAGCUGCUAAUUCUGGCCGUUUAAUGCUCACUGAUACCCAUCUUCCAUCUUUAGCCUUCGAGUCCACUGAUUUAAGUUUGGCAUUUGCUAAGCUCCAACAUCAAUCAAAUGGGCAGAUGGGUCUUUUUGAUACAACCCAUAAAAGCUUUCAAAAUUUGUAUUCUGGGUUUGGUACUGGGAGUUCUGGGGAGGUUGAAAAUGGUGGAUUCCCUCAUUUUGAACAUUAUAACAGCAGCGGUGUUGCAUCUACAGCCACUGCUACAGCAAUGAAGCAAGAGAUGGUUUGUAGUGGAGAUCAAAAUAAUAUGGUUUUGUUGGGAUUUCCUUGGCAGUUCAACAACAAUGGAGAUGGAAAUUACAUGGGUGAUCUUGAUGCUGGAAGAGAGAGCUGGAAUUUUAAUGGAAAUGGAAUAGGUUCAUCUUGGCAUGGACUUCUCAACAGCCCUCUAGUCUAACGUAAGGUUCUUGGAGUGGAUUUAUGGUUUUUGACAGAGAACUAAACAAAGCGUACUUGAAUUCCCUGUAAUAUUUUGAUCAUACCAAACCUAUGAUCUAGUUAUCACUGUUCUGGUUAGAGAAAGCAAAGUCAAAGUUGGAUAAGCUCUUUUUUCA